Microtus ochrogaster (prairie vole) is the source of this 1786-nucleotide messenger RNA. It is a transcript of the gene Syce2, whose product is annotated as synaptonemal complex central element protein 2. Gene Ontology annotation, cellular component: central element. Gene Ontology annotation, biological process: synaptonemal complex assembly. Lineage: Eukaryota; Metazoa; Chordata; Mammalia; Rodentia; Cricetidae. The record is from RefSeq and is a predicted model, not a curated record.
GGAGCUCCGAGGCGGGAAAAGACGAAAUGGAGCGCCAGGGAGUACGUGAGGUGGAGGUGCCUCCCGUGGACCUAAAUGACCAGGAACCCCAGGCGGUUGUGGAGAGCGGGGAGCAUCAGCAGAACGAGAACCACGAGGAAGAGGCUAGCGCCGCGGCAGCCAGUGCCAACUACCAGCUGCCAGGACCCUUCUCCUCUCUGGAGUCUAGCAUUGAAAUCCUGAAGAAGAAAGCCCAGGAGCUGAUUGAAAACAUCAAUGAGAGCAGGCAGAAGGACCAUGCACUCAUGACCAACUUCAGGGACAACCUCAAGAUGAAGGUCUCGGAUCUGACAGAGAAAUUGGAGGAGAGGAUGUACCAAGUGUACAGCAACCACAGCAAGAUCAUUCAGGAAAGACUCCAAGAAUUCACUCAGAAGAUGACAAAGAUCAGCCUUCUAGAAAUGGAGCUCAAACAAGUCUGCCAAACUGUGGAAACUGUAUACAAGGACCUAUGUGUCCAGUCCGAGGUCCCCACUUUAGAAGAGCAGAUGGUGAAUGCUGACUGCUAUAAGAAGCUCCCGUCCUAAUGACAGCCAUCAAGAGAAGACACAGAGCCCACUGAGCCAUACUGAGUUUUGUUUUUGUUUUUUUUUUUUUGUUUUGUUUUUAUAGUUUUGUACACACCUACAGUUGACUAAAUGUUUAAAUGUUUGAUUUCUACCCUGGCCUACUUUUUUCCAGAAUUGGGAAAACUGAUCAUCUGUGCAAAAACAUGGAUGGUCCUUUGCUCCACCCCAUCUUUAGGGACAGUAGCAGAAACCAAUAGUUUCAUUUUUACACAGUUAAAUGAUCCAUUUACUUUCAGAAGCCCAAGUUUGACCCAUCUCAAAUCAUGCUCGCAUUGUAGGAUCUCACCCACUUCUCCCUCUCACUGUUGCUGGAAUGUUUCAUCCAGUAGCCUCAGAUAAACACUGAAGACUGCGACUUUCCCUUGGUUCAAACCCUCAGUUAUUGAGAUGUGAAAAUAUUCCAUACAUUCUGCUUUUUCUGUCUAGAAGCCUCUCUGCCCAUGAAGCUAGUGUCCCAUUGUGCACGGAUCACACUGGAUAUUCCUCCCUUUUAAAUACUGGUGAGAAAUACGUGAGUGUAGGUGCACGUGCCACGACACAUCUGGAGGCCAGUGGGCAGCCUCAGGUCUUGGGCCUUACUUGAGACGGGCUUGUGUUGUUCACUACGUGUACCCAGGCUGACAGGUCUGAGAACUUCCAGGGGUUUGUGUCCAUUUUACCUAAGAGCAUGGGUUACAGACACAUGCUACUGUGCUGGCUUUAUAAGGGCUCUGGAUUUAAACUCAGGUUCUUAUGUUUUUAUGACAACAUUCUUACAGCCCUUCUUCCCCUGUCCCCAGUAUCAUUUUUCAAUCUUUUUUCACGUUUGUCCUAAGCCAUGGGUACAAGACUCCCAUAGUCUACAAACAACUUUUCCUCUGAACAAAGUUGUGAUACAGUGUGCUGUUCUUUUCCUCACACCCACCACCAGGAACCAUGCCUAUCUCUUGGCGCUUUGGUUCUAGGACUGUCUCUCCUUCCAUGCCCUGUGCCACGAUGAGAACAAGGGCCAGGAGCAUCUUAGGUGCUCACUGGGACCUCUGAAGUCAUGCAGUCACUCCCAUAUAUACUUACUCCUACAACAUCUGCAGAGUAACUCUAGGUAAGAGGUAGGAGGAGCUAGAGGAUGGAGCUGUGCUAUUCUGGCUCCUUACUGCUGUCUCCCUCCCCCAGGCCACUGUGACACCCUCUUCCCCAAG